Messenger RNA from Penicillium pulvis, 692 nucleotides. It is a transcript of the gene aspf34, whose product is annotated as cell wall protein PhiA. The transcript is spliced from 2 exons. NCBI's taxonomy places the organism in Eukaryota, Fungi, Ascomycota, Eurotiomycetes, Eurotiales, Aspergillaceae. The record is from RefSeq and is a predicted model, not a curated record. Bases 81 to 629 code for a protein of 182 amino acids.
ACUCAUCUACUUUACCAACUCACAAGCCCUUCUCUACAUCCUCUCUCCGCUUUCCAUCAGUUCAGUCCCAAUCCUCCAUCAUGCAGAUCAAGAACGUUCUCUUCGCUGCCUCUCUUGCAGCCUCUGCCUCUGCUCUCCCCAGCACCAAGUCCGACACUUUCGGCAUCGUCGCCAUCCACUCCGGCUCCGGUGUGCAAUAUUCUAGCUUCAAUGCUGCCAAGAGCAGCAUCUUCGCCGGCCUCAAGUCCCAAAAUGCCAGCUGUGCGCGUCCCAAAGAACAGGACGCCACGUUCUAUUUGAAUAAUGGAGCGCUUUUUCUGUAUGACCAGUCCGCCACUCCCCAAGAGGUCUAUGUUGACCGCUCCGGAAUGGGCCAGGGUAAGAUUGGAUACACCACUGGUGCUCAGCCCGCACCCAAGAACGCCGAGCGUCAGGGCUGGGCAACCAAGGAUGGACACCUCCAAUUCGCCGGCAGCGACUUGAUUGCCUGCCCCAACAGCAUUGACGGCGCUUGGUCUAUUUGGGCGGAUGCUGGCGUGGCCAACCCUGCUGGAAACUCGAACUGCGUUGGCAUUGCCGCUAGAGUCGAGUCGACUUCCAACCCUAACGGUUGCGUCUACACCCAGUAGGCAUGGUUGGAUUGAAUAAAUCGAUCUUUGCUUUGGAUGCCGAGACUAUGAAACGACAAAACA